CUUGAUACUGCUGUUUCGUGCACUUACUGCUAGAUACCCCUGGAGCGUUGAAGCAUGGUUGCCGCUUUCAUCUCGUAAUCUGUAAUAUCGAAGUCGACUCCACAUUGUUCAAGGCAAGAAGCCGCAAUUCGAACAUACACGGUCGUCACUACCUUGAGCGCGCCCAUCGCGGGCAACAACAAGAGCCAUGGCGAUUCUUAGGCAGACCUGGAUCCUCACGAAGAAGACGCUCCUUAUCGUGGCAUGGCGGCAAUGGUUCUUCACGAGCAUGUUCUUCAUCACAUACGCGAAGAAUUUCUUCAUUCCACCCUCCGAAUUCGGCAUUGGCAACGCAACACCCAUCCGCUCCUUCCCCAACGCACUCGCCGCCGCAACAGGCGGGCGCGACAAGGUCGUCUUCGUAAACAACGGCUAUACCGGCGGUGAUAUUGAGAAUGUCAUCGGGCAAGUCUCGAACCAGGUACGUGACGCAGGUCUCCAGGCCAUUACAGUCGAGCGAGAGGUGGAACUCCUGACAACAUGUGCUGGAUCACUGCGAGGCGCGAGUACAUGUUUCGGCGCGGCGACGUUCCACUCCAGUCCCAAUGAAGGAGGCGGUCCGGCGUGGAACUACACGCUGAGAGCCGAUGGUGUGUUGGGGUCGCAAAUCUACGUCGACCAAGAAGACAACGAUGUCCAGAUCUACAUUCUGCCUUUCCAGCGCGCCAUCGACGAGACGAUUGCAAGCCUGAACACUACAGCUGGUGCAAUUCCUGCCAUCGAUGAAUUUCCGUAUACCGAGCGCACGCAAGAAGAGAGGGAUGAGCGCAUCAGAGUACUGUAUAUGGGCGCGCUGAUCAACAUUAUGGGCGCUGCGCUGUACAUCGGUGUCUGUGGUGUGACAUACCAGCUCACCGGACAAAUGGCCGAAGAGCGAGAGCGUGGCAUUUCGCAGCUCGUGGAAGCUAUGUCUCCAGCAAAGAAGGCGUGGCACACGCAAUUCGCUCGUCUUCUGGCCAACCACAUUGCUUUCGACAUCAUCUACUUUCCUGGCUGGGUCAUCAUGGGUUUGAUUGUAUGGGCUCUCGCCUUCAAGUCGUCGAACGCGGGGAUUCUGGUCAUCUUCCAUAUACUGGCUGGUUUGUCGCUGACGAGUUUCUCCAUUUUUGGCGCUGCGUUCUUCCGCAAGGCGCAGCUUUCGGGUAUCACGAUUGUUAUUAUUCUGAUUCUGCUUGCGAUUAUUGCGCAGGUUGCCGGUCCGUUCAGUACCUCAGCCGUCUACGUUCUCAGUCUGAUCUUUCCGUCUAUCAACUAUGUCUUCUUCAUCGUCUGGGUCGCACGAUUCGAGAGGGAACUCACUGGCGCAAAUCUCGGACAGGGCGCGCCCGUGUAUGAGGACCAUGUCUGGACGACUCCUGGAAUUGUCUUCUGGGUGUUCCUGGUCAUACAGACGCUCGUGUACCCCUUCCUCGGCGCGCUUGUAGAGCGUUGGUUGUACGGUACCGUUUCGGCUGACCGCAAGACCACGACCAAUUCACCUGAUCACAACAUCAUUCUGAGGAAUUUCUCGAAGCACUGGACACCAAGUUGGUUCCGCAGGAAUGUCUUGGCUAAGAUCGGUGUCAAGCCUCCGGAGACCGUCAUUGCUGUUGACGACUUCAGCAUCAAAGCGCGCAAGGGGCAGAUUAUGGUCCUGCUAGGUGCCAAUGGAAGUGGCAAGUCUACGACCUUGGACGCUAUCGCUGGUCUGAACACUAUCACCAGCGGCUCUAUCGAGAUUGACGGCACGGGAGGCUUGGGUCUGUGUCCGCAGAAGAACGUCAUGUGGGACGAGUUGAACGUUUAUGAACACGUUCGGAUCUUCAAUCAACUCAAGUCGACCGGAAAUUUCGAUACCAAGGAUACCAUCGAGGACCUCAUCCGCGCAUGCGAUCUGGGACACAAGAUCAAGGCUCGAUCAAGCACGCUUUCAGGCGGGCAAAAGAGAAAGCUGCAGCUCGCUAUGAUGUUCACUGGUGGCAGUAAGGUGUGCUGCGUUGACGAAGUCUCUUCUGGUCUCGACCCUCUUUCGCGAAGGAAGAUUUGGGAGAUUCUGCUUGCUGAACGUGGCGACCGCACGUUCCUUCUUACAACCCAUUUCCUCGAUGAAGCAGAUGUGCUUGCCGACUACAUCGCCAUCCUUUCGCGAGGUGUGCUGAAAACAAAGGGUACAUCUGUGCAAUUGAAGCACGAGGUAGGUGCUGGUUACCACGUUACGUACCCGCGAGAUGCGCAUGUAGCUCCUCCAGCAGAUGCGACGAAGAAGCCCGCCCCGUCAGCAGACAUGGUCCAGUACUGGUUUCCUGAUGCUCUUCCUGCAACUCACUUUGUUGAUGUCCUGAGAUCCAAGGGUGUCCAGAAUUACGAUAUUGUGGGACCGACGCUGGAAGAUGUAUUCCUUGCGAUGGCUGAGGAAGUCAAAGAGCACAAUCUUAUGGACGCCAACGAGCAACAAGCCGUACUCGCUACAAACAAAGACGCCUCGGACCAAGUCUCUGACACCGACAAAGGGCUUGAGAUGGGCAAGGGCCGAGGCACGUCAAUGGGCAAGCAAACUCUGAUUCUGAUGCAGAAGCGUUGGACCAUCCUUCGACGCAACUUCUGGCCAUACGUGUUCGCUCUGCUACUGCCUAUUAUCGCUGCUGGACUGGUCACACUGUUCCUCAAGAACUACGUGGCGGUUGGCUGCAAUCCUGGAGAGAAUGCCAACGAUCCUGAGGUGUUCACGCUUGCAAGUACCGAUGCCAUUCCGCUUAUCCCCAUCGGCCCUACAAGCCUUGUUGGCGAUGCCAUCUCGACUAUUGUUCAGCGUUCUGGCAUCAACAACGAUAGUUUCUACAUUGUCGAUACACUCGACGAGUUCAAUGACUUUGUGCAGACCCGCUUCCGCAACAUUACGCCUGGCGGCUUCUUCAUCCGCGAAAACGAGCCUACCAUAAUGGCAUACCUGGGAAGUGGAAGUGUGGUCGGCGGUCUCAUCACGCUCAAUACACUUGACAACGUGCUCUCGGAUGUCCCCAUCUCGACACAAUAUCAGCAGUUUGCUGUCCCGUUCUCGCCAAGUAUGGGUGAUACCUUACAGCUCACGCUCUACUUCGGCUUGGCGAUGUGCGUCUUCCCAGCAUUGUUCGCGCUGUACCCAACACAAGAGCGACUAAGGAAGGUGCGAGCGCUCCACUACAGUAACGGUAUCCGAGCUGUACCGCUGUGGUUGGCAUACACCGCGUUCGACUUCAUCUUCGUUCUGAUCAUCGCUGGUGUGACGACGGCGAUCUUUGUCGGGGCCUCUGAUGCGUUCUACGGCCCAGGCUACAUGUUCGUUGUUUUCGCUCUAUACGGUCUGACUGCCAUUCUUUUCUCGUACCUCAUCUCAAUUGUUGUGACAUCGCAGCUUGCAGCUUUUGCCUUCGCCGCUGGAGGUAUGGUCUCACUGUACCUCAUCUACUUCAUUGGGUACAUGGCUAUACUCACGUACGCCCCUGCGUACAAAAUCGACGACUGGAUCGACAUAUUCCACUGGACAGUUUCCCUCAUCGCCCCAUCCGGCAGUUUGUUGAGGACGCAGCUGCUCUCGCUCAACUCGUUCAGUGUCCUCUGCGACGGCAACCAGAUUCCAAGCUACCCCGGCAAGCUCACAGUAUAUGGAGGUCCGAUCCUGUACCUCACUGUCCAAGCUAUUCUCCUCUUCAUUACCCUCGUCUGGUGGGACUCCGGCUACAGGCCACCCUUCUUCAACCGCGCGAGCAGCCGUCAAAAGCACACAGAAGAGAACCUCGAGACAAUCCCACCCGCCGUCCUCGCCGAAACCACCCGCACCGAACAAUCCAAGGACAGUUUGCGUGUACUCCAUCUUCAAAAGACAUUCGGCUCCAACCACGCUGUCAACGAUAUCAGCUUCGGCAUCCCGCAAGGCCAAGUCUUCGGCCUGCUCGGUCCCAACGGCGCAGGAAAGUCUUCGACCAUCUCUCUCAUCCGCGGCGACAUCCACCCGACCACGCACAUCAACGGCGGCGGCGACGUACUCAUCGAAGACGUAUCUAUCAUCUCCAAGCGCGCUGCUGCUCGAGGCCAUCUGGGCGUGUGUCCGCAAUUCGAUGCAAUGGAUACUAUGACUGUGACGGAGCAUUUGUAUUUCUACGCCCGCGCCCGCGGUGUGCCGGAUCCUCAGUCAUCCGUCAAUGCGAUUCUGCAGGCUACCGGUCUCGUGCGUUUCCAGACGCGUCUUGCGAGCAAGCUCAGUGGUGGUAAUAAGAGGAAGCUGUCCCUUGGCAUCGCACUCAUGGGUAACCCAUCCGUUCUACUUCUUGACGAACCGAGUUCCGGUAUGGAUGCUGCGGCUAAGCGUGUCAUGUGGCGCACGCUCCUUGGUGUUGCGGCGCCCGGACGCGCGUUGUUGAUUACAACGCAUUCCAUGGAGGAAGCGGAUAAGCUGGCCACGAGAGUUGGUAUCAUGAAGAGGAAGAUGCUGGCUCUCGGCACUGUUGGGCAGCUUGGUGAACAGUAUGGUGACGCUUGGGUCGUUCAACUAGUCCUGAAGAGCGCACCUGAGACAACGGAGGAGGAGAUGGAGGCGUGUAAAGAGUGGGUUAGGAGAAAGAUUCCUGGUGUGCAGAUGGAUAAGUGGGGUUCGAGAGGCGGCGGACACGGACAACUCCGCUUCAAGGUGCUGAAGGCUGCGAAGGACGACGCAAACGUCAUGCACGAGGAGGUCUCACGCGCUCCUUCGAAUCAGAACGAUAACAUCGAAAAAGUCAAUGUCGAUGCCAAUGUUGAGUUGGUGCGCACACAAUCCUCGGAUCUUGGAGGUAUUCCGGGACUUAUUCAGCUCCUUGAGUCUAACAGGAAUAACCUGGGUCUGGAGUACUACUCUGUCUCUCCAACCACGCUUGACGAAGUUUUCUUGCGUGUUGUGGGCGAGGAGGAAGAAGAGAGUGGGAAGAAGGAGCGGCAUUUUGGCGGGUUCAGGAAUGCUUUUAAGUGGCCUUGUUUUUAGGUGGAGAAGGAGGAGCGUUGUAG
This is a messenger RNA of Macroventuria anomochaeta, 5034 nucleotides long. RefSeq names its product P-loop containing nucleoside triphosphate hydrolase protein. The transcript has 2 exons. Gene Ontology annotation, molecular function: ATP binding; ATP hydrolysis activity; lipid carrier activity. The record is from RefSeq and is a predicted model, not a curated record. Bases 188 to 5011 code for a protein of 1607 amino acids. Gene Ontology annotation, cellular component: membrane; intracellular membrane-bounded organelle. Lineage: Eukaryota; Fungi; Ascomycota; Dothideomycetes; Pleosporales; Didymellaceae. Gene Ontology annotation, biological process: transmembrane transport; lipid transport.